Molecule: messenger RNA, 1944 nt
Organism: Helianthus annuus (common sunflower)
Lineage: Eukaryota; Viridiplantae; Streptophyta; Magnoliopsida; Asterales; Asteraceae
Exons: 1
Coding region: 1-1944 (647 amino acids)
Source: RefSeq, a predicted model, not a curated record
AUGACCACUCGUAAUCAAGAGGUGGACAAGAUAGCCAAGGAUGUUAGUAGGCUGGAUCAGUUCACUGUACAAACUCAAGAAAGUUUAUUGAGUCUUAAAUCAGCCUUUGAUCAACUGCAAGUUGCAUUUGCAAAGAUUGAGAAACAAGGGACUAUGGUUACUCGUAAUGAAGGUGAGAGAGUCUGUAAUAACAGAUUAACAAAGGUUGAAUUUCCCAAAUUCAAUGGUGAUGAUGUGGAAGGGUGGAUGUACAAAUGUGAGCAUUUUUUCUCUAUUGAUGAAACCCCUGAAAAAUACAAGGUUAGGUAUGCUGCUGUCCAUUUAGAGGGAAGAGCAUUACAAUGGCAUCAAGGGUUCAUGAAGUCAACAGGGAAACAGAUUGGUGACAUAACUUGGGAUGAAUAUACAAGAAAUGCUUCAACAAGAUUUGCAGCAACAUUAAUAGAAGAUGCUAUGGGUGCAUUGAAAGCAUUAACACAAAUGGGUAAGUUAGAGGAUUACUGUGAUGAAUUUGAUUUGUUGCUGAAUAAAGUAACCCUACCAGAUGAAUAUACAAUCAGUUUAUUCAUUGAAGGCUUAAAAACAGAAAUUAAAUGUCAAGUAAAAAUGUUUAAGCCGAAAACAUUGAGAGAGACAUAUUCUUUGGCAAGAAUGCAAAAUCAAUCAAAUAAGGUAAUGGGUUGGGGAGGUAGUAUGAGUAGUACAGGGUAUUCUGGCUACAAAUACAAUUCCACAAGAACUAAUAACUUGACCAACAUUGGGAAGCAACCUGUUUUGGCAACUCCUGUAAAUUCAGUUCCUACCAAUGCCAUUGUACCCAAGAAAGUAAGUAACAAGUAUAUGGAUGAUAAAAGAGCCAAGGGAGAAUGUUUCUUUUGUAAUGAGAAGUAUGUGGCUGGUCAUAGUAGGGUUUGUAAAGGCAAGAAACAGUUAUUUUUGGUUGAGGUUGAGGAGUAUCAAGAAGGGAAUGAUGAACAACCAAUAGAAGAGGAAGAAUUGAUUCCAAAUGUUCCACAAAUUUCAUUGAAUGCAUUAAUGGGAAUUCCAUCUUACUCAACUAUGCAAGUAGUAGGUAUGGUUGGAACAAGAUAUUUGUACAUAUUAUUGGAUAGUGGAUCAACUCACAAUUUCAUGAGCAAGUCUUUGGCUCAGAAAUUAAAAUGUCCCAUAACAAAAAUUCCCAAUGUGCAAGUAACAGUGGCUGAUGGUAAUAAGGUAGAGUGUGUUAACCUGUGUAAAGACUUCCAAUGGGUCAUGCAGGGAAAUUGGUUUACAGCUGAUAUGAUGGUCUUUGAUUUAGACAAUUAUGAUAUCGUGUUGGGCAUACAAUGGUUGGAAACAUUGAAUGACAUAAUGUGGAAUUUCAAGAACCUCACUAUGAAGUUUAAUGUAGCUGGCCAAGAUUUUGAAUUAAAAGGAACAAAAAGAAAGAAUGUGGGCCUAUCUUCUAUGGAGAAAAUUACAAGUCUAAUUCAGGAUGAAGAGAAGGUGGUGCAGGCUCAGUUAUUCAUGAUUCAAGAUUCAGCUAGUGCUCAAAGUAUGUAUCAGCCAGUGAUUGGUAAAGAACAAGAACAUAAAGAGUUGACAGACUUGUUAAAAAACUAUGAAGAUAUUUUUGAAGUACCAAAAGGGUUACCCCCUACAAGACCAUUUGAUCACAGAAUUGUGCUUAAAGAUGAGAAGGUCAAUCUAAAUUUGAAACCCUAUAGAUAUCACAGUGCUCAGAAGGAUGUAAUUGAGCAAAUGACACAAGAAUUAAUGGAUUCUAGGGUAAUCAGGCACAGCAACAGUUCAUUUGCAGCACCAGUGGUUCUUGUGAAGAAGAAAGAUGGUUCCUGGAGAAUGUGUGUUGACUACAGGAGACUUAAUGAAGCCACAGUGAAAGAUGUUUUUCCAAUUCCUCUUAUUGAAGAACUAUUAGAUGAACUACAAGGGAACUAUUAG